Molecule: messenger RNA, 315 nt
Organism: Heterostelium album PN500
Lineage: Eukaryota; Evosea; Eumycetozoa; Acytosteliales; Acytosteliaceae
Exons: 2
Coding region: 1-315 (104 amino acids)
Source: RefSeq, a predicted model, not a curated record
AUGUCAAGAUAUAUAGUUACAUUUUUCACACCUAUUCUCGUUGGUUGUGGUAUAACAUAUAUGCUGAUGCGUGAUGAAGAUAAAGAUUUAACUGUAUUUAAAAAAGAACAAUUGUCAUCAUAUAAAAAGUAUCAUGAGAAUAAUGAACAAAUCUUUAAAUAUAUAAUGGAUUCUACAAAAGGUGAUAAAAUAGUUUAUUUUGCAAAGGAUGGUGAAGAUAAUCAAACAACAACAACAACUACUACUACUACACCUGUAACAACAACAACAGCAGCAACAUCAACAACUAAAACAUCACCAACAACUAAGCAAUGA